Molecule: messenger RNA, 1401 nt
Organism: Tarenaya hassleriana
Lineage: Eukaryota; Viridiplantae; Streptophyta; Magnoliopsida; Brassicales; Cleomaceae
Product: transcription factor MYB44-like
Exons: 2
Coding region: 102-1037 (311 amino acids)
Biological process (GO): regulation of DNA-templated transcription
Cellular component (GO): nucleus
Molecular function (GO): RNA polymerase II cis-regulatory region sequence-specific DNA binding; DNA-binding transcription factor activity, RNA polymerase II-specific
Source: RefSeq, a predicted model, not a curated record
CGUCCGUUUCCUUCUCCCUUUGCUCAUCAGGGGUAGGUAGUUACCUCGAUCGAUCGAAGAAAGAGAAAAUUUCGAAACUUUGAAGGAAAUAAUCGAAUUCCAUGGCGGAUCGGAUAAAGGGUCCGUGGAGUCCGGAGGAGGACGAUCAGUUGCGGCGGCUGGUGGUUAAGUACGGUCCCAGGAACUGGUCGGCGAUAAGCAAGUCGAUCCCUGGUCGCUCGGGGAAAUCUUGUCGGCUGCGGUGGUGCAACCAGCUGUCACCGCAGGUCGAGCACCGUCCCUUCACGCCGGAGGAGGACGACACCAUCUUACGAGCGCACGCACAGUUCGGCAACAAAUGGGCCACCAUCGCUCGCCUCCUCAACGGCCGUACCGACAACGCGGUCAAGAACCACUGGAACUCCACGCUCAAGCGCAAAUCCGGAGGAAGCGACGGUAGUUCCCCCGGCGGCGGAGGAUACGAAGGUAGUUUCUCCGCCUCAGAGGAGCGGCCGCUGAAGAGAUCUGCGAGCGCGGGCUCCGACGGUGCUGCGCCGGUGGCCACCGGUAUGUACAUGAGCCCGGGGAGCCCGACGGGAUCUGACGUCAGCGACUCCAGCACUGUUCCUGUCUUGCCCUCGUUCCAUUGCCACGUGUUCAAGCCGGUGGCGCGUCCUGGCGGCGUUGUCGUGCCGCCGGUGGAGACGUCGGCUUCGUCUGACGACCCACCGACGUCGCUGAGCCUGUCACUUCCCGGAGCAGAUGUCAGCGAGGUGUCGACAAACACGGGUUCGAGUCACAAUACGAUGCCGUUUCUGUCAUUGGCGAAUCAAAACGCAGCUAAAGUCGAUGGCAAUGGAAAAGGAUUCGGUGGGUCGAGAGCUGAUUUCAUGGCGGUAGUUCAUGAAAUGAUAAAGGUGGAGGUGAGGAACUACAUGGCGGAGAUGCAGGGGAAGAACAGUUUAGGGUUCGUGGGAUUGUACGAUUCCGGCAACGGUGGAUUCAGGGAUAGCGAUAGAAUCCCGAAGAAUCAGAUCGGAGUUGGGAGGGUCGAGUAGAAUUUCAGAUUAGGAAGCCACAGUGUUCGAACCGGAAAUGUGAAAUUGAGAGGACACGUGGGUGCUGUGUUUUAUCAUUGUGGGGCACUUUGGGAGAACAGAAAUUAGGGCUUUUUUGGUUAAACGAACGAAACGAACAGAGAAAUCUCGAGAGAGAUGUCCGAUGGACAAUAUAAUUUCGUAACGGACGUCAUUGGAUGAUUCUUUCUCCUCUUAAACGUAUGUAACCAUAAUGAUUGCCCCCACCUUAAAGUUUGAUUUUUCUACAAAAGAUCCAUAACCGACGGGUACAGGAUGUUAAGAUUUUAAUGUAUAGAUUUCUCGGACCAGACGGUUACAAAAUCUUGAAAAGUUCCUCAGCCUA